CGACGUUAAGGACGUUAAAGCGACCGUUAAAACCCAAAGCAGCAAGCAUCUCUUCCUGCGUGACCCGGAUGUUAACCGAGUGGACACAUGCAACUGAUUUCUGGAGGCUUCUCUGCGGCUCCACGAUGAGUUGACAGGGGAGAAAAACCACUGAUAAAUCCGUUUGGAUUAAGAUGAGAGAAACCUGCCUGCCAGCAGCAGAGAGAAGUGAACCAGCCUUGGAGGACAGCUAACCCACGAAUGGCCUGCCAGUCUGUCGCUGCAGUCAUGGACGAGCAGGCCCUGCUGGGGCUCAACCCGAACGCCGACGCCCGCUACAGGCACAGGGCCAUGGCAUACUUUGAGCAGCUGAAGGAGUCUCAGGAUGCCUGGGAGGUUUGUGCCGAGGCCCUCGCUACAGGGAUUUACAAUGACGACCAUGUGAAGUUCUUCUGCUUCCAAGUUUUGGAGCAUCAGAUAAAGUUCAGACACGCUGGUCUGAGUGCCGGUCAGCAGCAGCUCAUCAGAGAGACUUUAAUGAAGUGGCUCCAGUGUCAGCUGAUGAACGCCCAGCCCGAGAAGCCGUUCAUCCGGAACAAGGCGGCCCAGGUGUUCGCCCUCACCUUCGUCAUGGAGUACCUGACUCUGUGGCCCAAGUUCUUCUUCGACAUCCUGUCCCUGGUGGGCCUGAACCCGCACGGCGUCGACGUCUACCUGCGGACGCUCAUGGCCAUCGACGCCGAGGUGGUGGACCGAGACAUCCUCCACUCGCCCGAGGAGAUGCGCAGGAACUCGUUAAUCAAAGACAGCAUGCGGGAGCAGUGCAUCCCCCACCUGGUGGAGUCGUGGUUCCAGAUCCUGCAGGCGUACCAGCGGUCCCACCCGGAGCUCACCUGCCAGUGUCUGGAGGUGGUGGGCCUGUUCGUGUCCUGGAUCGACCUGAACCUCAUCGCCAACGACCGGUUUGUGAACCUGCUGCUGAGUCAGAUGUCAGUGGAGGAGCUGAGAGAGGAGGCCUGCGACUGCCUGUUUGAAAUCAUCAACAAAGGGAUGGACCCCGUUGAUAAAACCAAGCUGGUGGAGUCUCUGUGCCAAGUUCUGCAGUCUGCUGGAUUCUUCAACGUGGAACAGGAAGAGGACGUGGACUUCCUGGCCAAGUUCUCUCGGCUGGUGAACGGGAUGGGCCAGAGUCUGGUGCUCAGCUGGACCAAACUGGCCAAGACGGGGAACGUGAAGGACACGGCGGAGACGCUGCAGGCCUUGGAGAGCAAAGUGCCGCUGCUGCUGCAGCUGCUGGUGCACGAGGACGACGACAUCUCGGCCAACAUCGUCGGCUUCUGCUACGAGUACCUGCACGUCCUCAAACAGCUUCCUCAACUGACAGACCAGCAGAAAACGAACAUUGAGGCGAUCAUGCUGGCUGUCAUGAAGAAACUGACCUAUGACGACGAGUACAACUUUGAAAACGAGGGCGAAGACGAGGCGAUGUUCGUGGAGUACAGGAAGCAGCUGAAGAUGCUGCUGGACCGUCUGGCUCAGGUGUGUCCCGAGCUGCUGCUGGAGGCUGUGCGACGAGUCUUCACCAACACGAUGCAGAAUUGGCAGACGGCUCAGUUCAUGGAGGUGGAGGUGGCCGUCCGGCUGCUGUACAUGUUGGGCGAAGCCCUGCCGGCGUCUCACGGCGCUCACUUCUCCGGGGACACAGCGAAGACGAGCGCCCUGCAGGACAUGAUGAGGACGCUGGUGUCGUGCGGAGUGAGCAGCUACCAGCACAGCUCCGUGUCUCUGGAGUUCUUUGAAACAGUUGUUCGAUACGAUAAGUUCUUCAUCGUGGAGCCUCAACACAUCCCCAAUGUUUUGAUGGCGUUUCUGGACCAAAGAGGACUGAGACACAACAGCCCAAAGGUCCGCAGCCGGGUGGCCUACCUCUUCUCCAGAUUCAUCAAGACUCUGCAUAAACACAUGAAUGCCUUUAUAGAGGACAUCCUGUCCAGGAUCCAGGACCUGCUGGAGCUCGCUCCUCCCGAUAACUGCUUCCUGGCGCUGCUGACCAGCGACGACCAGCUGUUCAUGUUCGAGACUGCGGGGGUCCUGAUCGUGAACGGCGAGAGUCCCGUGGAGAGGAAGCAGGCGCUGAUGCGGAGCCUGCUGCUGCCGCUGAUGGACGCCUUCCGCCUGCUGCUCGCCAAGCUGCUGCAGGAGACGGAGGACGAGAGGCAGGCGGCGCUCGCCGACUGCCUGAGCCACGCCGUCGGGUUCGCCAGUCGGACCAGCAAGGCGUUCAGCAACAAGCAGACGGUGAAGCAGUGCGGCUGCACCGAGGUCUACCGGGACUGUCUGCAGACCUUCCUGCCGGCGCUGAGCUGUCCCGUCCAGCGGGGGCCGCUGCGCAGCUCGGUCCGCUCCUUCCUGCACCGCAUGAUCAUCUGCAUGGAGGAGGAGGUGCUGCCCUUCGUCCCGGCCGCCUCCGAACACAUGCUGAAGGACUGCGAGGCCAAAGACCUGCAGGAGUUCAUCCCGCUCAUCAGCCAGAUCACCGCCAAGUUCAAGCGCCAGGUGUCUCCCUUCCUGCAGCAGGUCUUCAUGCCGCUGGUGCUCGCCAUCUUCGAGGCGUUGGCGCGGCCGGCUGAGGACAACGACCAGGCGGCCGCGCUGGAGAAACAGAUGCUGAGGCGGAGCUACUUCACCUUCAUCCAGACCAUCACAGGAAGUGGGAUGAACGAGGUGAUGGCCAAUCAGGGAGCUGAGAACAUCGAGCGCGUGGUGUUCACCAUCAUCCAGGGAGCCGUGGACUUCCCUGACCCCAUCGCUCAGAAGACCUGCUUCAUCAUUCUCUCCAAACUGGUGGAGUUGUGGGGAGGGAAAGACGGCAUGGUGGGUUUCCCCGACUUCAUCUACAAACACAUCGUUCCCGCCUGUUUCCUGGCUCCUCUCAAACCGACCUUUGACCUCUCCGACGCUCAGACGGUCCUGACGCUGUCAGAGUGUGCACUCACGCUGAAAAUGAUUCAUCUCAAAAGGGGCCCAGAGUUCAUCCAGUUCUUGCAGCAGGACUAUUUGCCCUCGCUGCAGGUUUCACCCGAAAUCUCACAGGAACUUUGUCAAGUGCUUCAGCAGCCGGAUGUCAAAGUCCUGAAAAACUACAUUAAGGCGUUCUUCCAGCGAGCCAAGCUGUAGGAAAUGAAAACUGGAAGUUCACUUUGGACACUUCACACAAAGUGGUCGUACACGCCACUUAACAACAAAUUAAAGGGACCUUAGCAUAGGAUCUGCUUUUGCACUUAAAAAAAAGUAAAAUG
This is a messenger RNA of Perca flavescens (yellow perch), 3278 nucleotides long. RefSeq names its product exportin, tRNA (nuclear export receptor for tRNAs) (gene xpot). The record is from RefSeq and is a predicted model, not a curated record. Lineage: Eukaryota; Metazoa; Chordata; Actinopteri; Perciformes; Percidae. Gene Ontology annotation, biological process: intracellular protein transport; tRNA re-export from nucleus. Gene Ontology annotation, cellular component: nuclear pore; nuclear matrix; cytoplasm. Bases 241 to 3156 code for a protein of 971 amino acids. The transcript has 25 exons. Gene Ontology annotation, molecular function: tRNA binding; small GTPase binding.